Hyaloperonospora brassicae is the source of this 1812-nucleotide messenger RNA. Lineage: Eukaryota; Oomycota; Peronosporomycetes; Peronosporales; Peronosporaceae. The record is from the annotation of a GenBank genome assembly.
AUGCGGACGUCUCUCGCGGCAGUGGCCGUCGCAUCGCUCGUCUCUUGCGCGUCGGCCGACGUCGAGACGCACGAGUAUACCCUUAACGAACCCGUGAUCGUCUGGGUGAACAAGAUCGGCCCCUUUAACAACCCGCAGGAGACGUAUACCUACAAUACACUCCCCUUUUGUCGCCCCGCGGACGGCCAAGAGCUCGAGGCCCAUGCGCUGGGCAUUGGCGAAAUCCUCGAGGGCAAUGAGCUGUUCAACUCGGGCCAACAGCUCCAGUUUGGCGUCCCAACGGCCACGACGACACUCUGCGAGCAGACGCUCUCGGACGCAGACGCGCUCCAGUUUGCCGCUGCGGUGGACGACCAUUACUGGUACCAGUUGAGUGUGGACGAUCUGCCCGUGUGGGGCCUCGUGGGCAAAGUGAUGAAGCCAACGGACGACGCCGAGCUCUUGAAGCGCUUUCCCAUUGGCUCGCGCGUGCUGUAUACGCACAAGAAGUACUCGAUCUCGUACAACGGCCCGCACAUUAUCCACGUCAACUUGACGUACUCGGACGGGCUCACGUCUAUUGCGUCGAACAAACCAGUGGCGUUCACCUACGAAGCCGAGUGGGUCGAGACGGACAUUCCGUUUGACGGCCGCUUUGACCGCUACUUGGAAGACGAGUUUUUCGAGCACCAGAUCCACUGGUUCUCGAUCUUCAACUCGUUUAUGAUGGUCAUCUUCCUCUGCGGUCUCGUAGCGCUCAUUCUGCUGCGCACGCUCAAGAACGACUAUGCGCGCUUUGCUGCUGACGACGCAGAAGAGAUGAUGAUGGACGGCAAGUCGUCGCUGCUGCGGGACGACGCCAACUCGGGCUGGAAACUCCUGCACGGCGACGUGUUUCGGGCCCCGCCGUUUUUGCUGCUCUACACGGCGUUUGUGGGAACGGGCGCGCAGUUGCUGGUGCUCUCGGUGUGUUUGAUUUUGAUUGCUACUGCUUCGUCGCUCUACAUUGAGCCCGGUGGUGUCGUGUCAGUGGGGCUUACCGUCUAUGCCUUCUCGUCGUUGGCCAACGGGUUUGCAAGCGGCGCUUUCUACCACCAGUUUUUCUACCCGCGCGUGUCAAAGGACUGGAUCCGUGCCAUGUGUCUGUCGUCGGCGCUGCUCCCUACGGUCACGUUCGUGUCGGUGUUUUUCAUCAACGCGCUGGCCGUGUUCUAUGGCACGACGUAUGCCAUCCCGUUCGUGACGAUCGUGCAGGUGGUGUUGGUGUGGUUCUUUGUGUCGUGCCCGCUCGCUGUUUUGGGCACAAUCUUGGGGCGACAUGGUGCUGGCAAAGCAGGCUUCCCGUGCCGUGUGAACAAGUUCCCACGCGAAAUACCCGAAGCGCGUUGGUAUCUGUGCCCGCCGGUACUGAUCGCGCUCACGGGUGUGCUGCCGUUCGGGUCGAUCUUUAUCGAGAUGUACUUCAUCUUUGCAUCGUUUUGGAACUACAAGUUCUACUACGUGUAUGGAUUCAUGCUACUGGUGUUCAUCAUCCUGACGAUCGUGACGCUCUGCGUUACCAUCGUGUGUACAUAUUUCCUGCUGAACGCUGAAAACUACCGGUGGCAUUGGACAUCGUUUGCGGCCGCAGGCAGCACGGCAGUCUACGUCUUUAUCUACGCCAUCUAUUUCUAUUUCUUCAAGACGAACAUGUCGGGCUUUUUGCAGACUUGUUUCUACUUUGGCUACAUGGGACUAUUUUGCUUUGCGUUCUUCAUCAUGUGCGGCACUGUCGGGUACCUCGGCAGCAGUGUGUUUACGAAGCGCAUCUAUCGCAACAUCAAGUGUGAGUAA